UGGGAAAGAUUCAGCCGGACGCCAUUUUGCUCUGAGAAACAGAGGGAAAGCAGCAAAGGUUGCAGCUUCUAAACACCUGUACUCCUUAUCAGGAUCACGGUCCUGACUGUUUGAGAAGAAACCAAUUAUAAGAACAUCAUCCUUAAGUGUUCUCUGAAGUCCAGAUCGGACUCGUUUGGCUUGGAGGGACAGGGAUUGAAACCAGGAUCCAUCAGACACCAUGGCGAGUCCCGGGAAAGAUAACUACAGGAUGAAGAGCUACAAGAACAAAGCAUUAAAUCCUCAGGAGAUGCGCCGGAGGAGAGAGGAGGAAGGAAUCCAGCUCCGCAAACAGAAGAGAGAGGAACAGCUGUUCAAGAGGAGGAACGUGUCAGCCCCUUCAGGAGAUGAGUCCAUGCUGGAGUGUCCCAUCCAGGACCCAGAUGUCAGCUCCACUGUACCUGUCGCAGGUGACGGAGUCAUAACUCCCGACAUGAUCCAGAUGAUCUUCUCUGAAGACCCCGACCAGCAGCUGAUUGCUACUCAGAAGUUUAGGAAGCUCCUCUCCAAAGAGCCCAACCCCCCCAUAGACGAGGUCAUUGCCACCGCUGGGGUCGUCAAUCGUUUUGUGGAGUUCCUGAAGAGGAGUGAGAACUGCACGCUGCAGUUUGAAGCAGCCUGGGCUCUGACUAACAUCGCCUCAGGAACCUUCCUGCACACUAAGGUGGUGAUCGAGACUGGAGCUGUUCCCAUCUUCAUUGAGCUGCUGAACUCUGACUAUGAGGACGUCCAGGAGCAGGCGGUGUGGGCUCUGGGGAACAUAGCAGGAGAUAACGCAGAGUGCAGAGACUACGUGUUGAACUGUGGCAUCCUGCCAUCUCUGCAGCAGCUACUCGCUAAAUCCAACCGGCUCACAACGACUCGUAACGCAGUGUGGGCUCUGUCCAACCUGUGCAGGGGCAAGAAUCCUCCUCCAGACUUUGCAAAGGUGUCUCCGUGUCUCAGCGUUCUGUCAAGGCUGUUGUUCAGCAGUGACCCUGACGUGCUGGCUGACGCCUGCUGGGCUCUGUCCUACCUGUCCGACGGCCCCAACGAGAAGAUCCAGACGGUGAUCGACUCAGGGGUCUGCCGCAGGCUGGUGGAGCUGCUCAUGCACAGUGACUACAAGGUGGUCUCUCCAGCUCUGCGAGCCGUGGGAAACAUUGUGACAGGAGAUGAUAUCCAGACUCAGGUAAUCUUGAACUGCUCAGCUCUUCCGUGUUUACUGCACCUCCUCAGCAGCCCAAAGGAGUCCAUCAAGAAGGAGGCGUGCUGGACCGUGUCCAACAUCACAGCAGGAAACAGAGCUCAGAUCCAGAAUGUGAUCGAUGCAAACAUCUUCCCUGUCCUGAUCGAGAUCCUUCAGAAGGCUGAGUUUCGUACGAGGAAGGAGGCGGCAUGGGCGAUCACGAACGCCACAUCAGGAGGAACUCCAGUACAGAUUAGGUACCUGGUGUCUCUGAACGCCAUCAAACCCAUGUGUGACCUGCUGACUGUUAUGGACUCAAAGAUCGUGCUUGUGUCUCUGAACGGGCUGGAGAACAUCCUGAGGCUGGGAGAACAGGAGGCCAAGCAGAACGGGACCGGCAUCAACCCGUACUGUGCUCUCAUCGAGGAGGCUUACGGUCUGGAUAAGAUUGAGUUCCUGCAGAGCCACGAGAACCAGGAGAUCUACCAGAAGGCCUUCGACCUGAUUGAGCACUACUUCGGUGUGGACGAGGAGGACGCUAGCCUGGCCCCUCAGGUGGACCAGAACCAGGGUCAGUUUGUCUUCCAGCAGCAGGAAGGACCCAUGGAGGGCUUCCAGCUCUAACCCCACCUCCCUUCUGCUGCCCGUCUUCUCCUUCUUCUUAGUUUGUAAUCCUUGGCCAACGGGCCUGUGGACUCUGCCUGGACCCAGACCCGCCUCUGCUGGUUCAGCCCCUCCCUCUCAGACGUCACUUCUCCUCUGCAGAGGCUGACGGAGGGAGAUGUGUGUGUGUGUGUGUGUGUUCGGAGGAGAGCAGUGAGAGCGUGUAUCAGACAAGGACGCAGCGUCUCCUCACCAUGAGAGGAACAGGUUCUCUUCCCGGCACAGAAAGACUCCUGGCUCCUGUCCCGUCCUCAUCAAACCACCAGACUCUUUGAAUCAGCAUCCAAAUCCCGUCUUCAAUGUGAAACUACCUCUGCCACUUCAGACAGAACGCCCCUCAUCUACUGACUGACUGAGGCUGAUCUCGGUCCUGGGAAGGGGAGGGAGGGCGGAGUCUGCUCUGUCUCUCUCUCCUCUCCGGUCCGUGUCUCAGACUCUGAGCGCCAGGACUCUUUAAGUUAUUAGUCCUCUCAGCGUCUGCGGCAUGUGCGGCGUGUGAAGCUGCUCUGCCCUCAGCACUGCCUGAAGGCUCCCUGAGUGCUCAUUGGAUCUCCAUGGUAUUCUUGCUGCUUUCUUUCUUUGGUUCAGAGACUCGGGGUGGCGCUCUCCUCCCAUGAUGCAGUGCGUUGCUGCUUAAUGAGAUUUUCUGUUUCUAGGUUGAUCUAGCGACGUAACACUUGUUAACUUAUUUCCUGCAGAGGUCUGCGUCGGCCGUGGAGGGUUUGUAUAUCAUAUAUACAUGUGAGGAGGUGCAAAAAGGCUGAGCUGAAAUGCAGUGUUAGGAUUCCUCUCCGCUCUUCAUUUGAUGUGUUCAUGUUCUCGGUAUGUCGUCAGGCCUCAGACGACCUUUGAACCCUGGAGUCCAGCCGGACGAGGAGCCGAACAUGAAAUCACAGAUGUGUGUUAACCUGAAACACAGUGAUGGUGUAUAGUUUUCUAAUCUUCAGGUUUGUAUGAUUAUGAUUUUUGUAGUGUUUCUGAUUUCUCCUGUUUGGGUUACUUUGCCGUGUUUUCGUGGCUCUCAGUAGAAACGUGGGGACAUGCAGCAGCCGUGUGCAGAGAGUGUCUGUGUGCAGACACACACUUCUACUGUAACAACAACAACAACAACGACGACUAAUAAACUGAUCUGUUGGAGACAAACUCA
This is a messenger RNA of Notolabrus celidotus (New Zealand spotty), 3017 nucleotides long. RefSeq names its product karyopherin alpha 5 (importin alpha 6) (gene kpna5). Gene Ontology annotation, molecular function: nuclear import signal receptor activity; protein binding. The transcript is spliced from 15 exons. Gene Ontology annotation, cellular component: nucleoplasm; cytoplasm; nucleus. Gene Ontology annotation, biological process: NLS-bearing protein import into nucleus. The record is from RefSeq and is a predicted model, not a curated record. NCBI's taxonomy places the organism in Eukaryota, Metazoa, Chordata, Actinopteri, Labriformes, Labridae. The coding region runs from base 221 to 1831 and encodes 536 amino acids.